AUGGCCUACGAAAAAUCAGUCAAUUUCUUUGAAAUCGCCAGAUCAAUGCUCGAGUAUCCAUGGCUGGAAUAUCCAAACAGGACCAAAGAACUCAAAAAGGCCUCAGUACCUGUUUGGCUCCCUUUGUCCUGCCACAAGAUACCAAAGGAAGAGUUCCCCCCAAGUCCAGAGUGCUGGAGGCAGCACCCAGCCAAGCCAGACUCGGCACCAUACUGCUACUCUGAGAAGCCUGAGCUGUACACACACUGGCACGCCCUGUAUGAUCAUCAACAGGAACGGUUGGCCCAGAAAAUGUUGCAGAAAAUGAGAGAUCUACCUAGGUGUGAUUUACUGCUAUUCUCCACACCAUGUCAUAGAAGGAGGCUCAUCUGUCUUCCUCUGGUCCCAUCUCUAAGCUGGGCUGAGAACCAGGGGCAGAGGAAAAUUUGUGAAGUGGGGAGGAAACAAGGGGACCAAGGCUGCCUGUGUAAUCUCUCACACAGAUACCACUUCAGAGAGGGUAGUCCCAUCCAAAAAGUCUAUCUCCCCAUGGUCAAGUUGACUACAAAAUAUCAGAAGGUACCCAAGACUUUACACCCUACGAAGGACUCCUUUAAGCGGCGAAGAUUAAAGGAACUCACAAAAAGCCUGAAAUCUCCCAGAGAGGAUGAGCAAUACUACGCAGCACAGGCUCUGGGGUGCCUGGGCAUCAGUGAUGAAUCUAUCAUAGAGGCACUACUGCAGGUGGUCGAAACUGCUCCAGAGAGAGUGAAGUAUGAGGCCUAUAGAAGCCUGGCCAUCCUGGGUUGCUUGAAUAAGGAUGUGAUCCAGGCUCUCAUCAAGCAGUUGAAGGGGCCAAAUGAGGAGCAAAGGAUGGAUACUCUGAGGGGACUACGAGUAGCUCUGAACUUCUGGACUGCUAUUCCCAAAGACAAGAGGACUCAAAUCGGGGAUGAAAGGAUGCUGGCAUCUGUGCUGCGGAUGCUGAUGCGGAAGUCAGCGAAUGAAGCAGCCACGGAGGCAGCCCUGUGUUUGGGUUUCCUGAGACCCUGCAGCAACACAGCCCGAGACUUCUUGCUGCAGUGCCUGUGCCACGGGCCCAUGUCCCAGAAGAUGAAGUCACUUAGGAUGCUGGUCAAGAUGAUGCAUGUACACUCAGCCGAGGUCAUCAGGGCCGUCCUAGACCAGCUGUGCUAUUCUUGUGUCCUUGAGCACCGCUUUGAGGCCAUCCAGAUGCUCAAGACCAUCGGGCUGGAACAGAUCCAGGCACAGGAACUGGAGGGACUCACAUUUGAGCUUCUCAGGAGGAAGAUAUUUAAUGAACCCUUCCUCGCUAUGAGGCAGGCUGUGGCAGAAACUGUGGAAGAGCUCAAGAUGAAGCCCAUGAUGAUGAACUUGGUGGAGGAGCAACUAAUGAACCCACAAGCCGCUUCACGCCAGGAAGCAGUCAUCUCUUUGGGCGUCCUGGGGAUCCGCAGCCCACAUGUGUUCCACUUGCUCCUGGAAAUGCUAGAUAAAGAAAACAACCAGUCUGUAAAGAAGAGACUACAAGAAACAUUCACUAUUUUGGCCUCAAUUGAUCCCUGGAUCGAAGACAAGCUGAAAAAUAAGAUUUUCUUUGUAUCUGAGUCACCUCUGACCAAAGAGAAGGAAGAGCCUACAAGGUUCAGAACAGAGAACGAGAUGCUAGAAGAGUUAAAUAUCCGAGACUUUCGACUUGCACGGCUGAGCCCCCUGUUUAUUGCAAAGGCCAGUACCUCAUCAGACCAACAGGAAAAGUUGAGGGCCCAGAAAAGGUCUGCCUGUUACCUCACCUCUGCCUUCCCUCCCCGUUCCUCUAAACCACUAAAACCAAAGUCACAGGCCACAGGGCCUUGGACACUAGAAAUCAGGAAACAGCUUUAGAUCCUUGCCAAAACCUCCAAAUACGUAGGUUAAUUUUGGGGGCCUAGCCCUCACUUCCUUAGGAUGCUUCUCAGGCUCCCAUGAGAAA
Molecule: messenger RNA, 1972 nt
Organism: Pipistrellus kuhlii (Kuhl's pipistrelle)
Lineage: Eukaryota; Metazoa; Chordata; Mammalia; Chiroptera; Vespertilionidae
Gene: HEATR9
Product: HEAT repeat containing 9
Exons: 15
Coding region: 1-1884 (627 amino acids)
Source: RefSeq, a predicted model, not a curated record